AUGACAAGAAAAUACGAACUGUGUGACAUUUCACGGGUAUUUUUCCUCGUGAAAGUGGUCGGUGUGGUUUUUGUUCGGUGCUACAUCGUGAAGAACUUCAGUAUGUCCGCUAUGAUGAACCUUCUCCCCGAGGUCUACCAGACCUCCUCGGUCAGUGUAACAGAGGCGCUUGGUCUGAAAGAAGAAAGGAGAAUAGCGAAAUGUGGUUCGUGCCAGGUCGUUGUUGCUACAGAUGUGAAUGACCCAGCCAAGAAGAAGGCUUUGAAAAGACUCAUGUUUCUUGGGAAAGAACGUGAUUACCGUAAGAAGCAUUUCUAUUUCAGCAACGAGAUUCGAUUUCUCCAAAACGUACAACAUUCCAACAUCAUCCAGGUUGAAAAAGCGCUGGUAUGUCCGGGAGAGUUUGUCAUAAUGAUGGAAUACCACCCGAUCGACCUCUAUGGCGCUAUGCCUUGUCUCACGGACGCCGAGAUCACCAAGUACUUUACUCAGGUCGUAGACGCCUUGCUCUAUCUGCAUGACCGGCACAUCGUUCACGGAGACGUCAAACUUGAAAACAUGUUGAUAGACAUGCAAGGAAACGCAAAAUUAUGCGACUUCGGUAUGUCCCAGAUCGUUCCCAACUAG
Aplysia californica (California sea hare) is the source of this 627-nucleotide messenger RNA. RefSeq names its product mitogen-activated protein kinase kinase 5-like. Gene Ontology annotation, biological process: protein phosphorylation. Gene Ontology annotation, molecular function: protein kinase activity; ATP binding. Lineage: Eukaryota; Metazoa; Mollusca; Gastropoda; Aplysiida; Aplysiidae. The transcript has a single exon. Bases 1 to 627 code for a protein of 208 amino acids. The record is from RefSeq and is a predicted model, not a curated record.